AUGCGCCGCUUCUUGUCUUACUUUACGGGUACCGAAGCGUCGAGCAAUAUCCCGCUUCCCCAGCAUCAACCCCCUGACCCGACUGCCAAUAACGCGGCGACAAAGCAAUGCACAACGCAGUCCGGAUCAGUACAGCAUAAACACCACUUCAUUCAUUGGUGUAUACCUUGGAGUCGCUACGCCGUACGCAUGUCUCCACUGCAGUCAUGCCAGAUCCGGUCAGACCUCGACUUCUUCAAGCUCCUGAAGCAACGGUAUCUACAGUCCAAAGGAAGAUACAAGAUGCUCCUCUCGUUCAAGAAACCAACUGCCCUACGGUUCGUAAAGUUCCGUUUGUACCAACAUCAGCUCGUAGAUAUCCACACGACUGAUGACAUACCACCUGAGUCUUACAAGAAUGAGUAUGAAUAUUACCCAAUGCCUGCGGAGACCGUUCCUCCAAUCGGCCCCAAUCUACUGAUGCAUUUCUUUACGCAUCCAGAUGAGAGCCCCUCAUAUCCAGUGUUACUGCCAAGCAUACCGAAACGAAAGAACGACAAGCUCGAACCUUGUCCCAUACGUGGCAGCAGCCUUGGUUGGGGAAUCGACGUCGUGACUGGGAUCGACGAGUUCAAGCUCUUUUCUUUAGGCUUGAUUGGCACGCUGGCAAGCAUGAUUUUUGGAAUUGUGUGGUCAGUCGUGAGACAGGAUAUACAGGGUGGAUUUGCAGUUGCAGGUUUUCUCUUCACACUUUUCGCAUUCGCUAUUGCUAGCUUGAAAGCGCUAGACUUCUAG
Molecule: messenger RNA, 774 nt
Organism: Alternaria burnsii
Lineage: Eukaryota; Fungi; Ascomycota; Dothideomycetes; Pleosporales; Pleosporaceae
Exons: 3
Coding region: 1-774 (257 amino acids)
Source: RefSeq, a predicted model, not a curated record